Molecule: messenger RNA, 1021 nt
Organism: Aedes albopictus (Asian tiger mosquito)
Lineage: Eukaryota; Metazoa; Arthropoda; Insecta; Diptera; Culicidae
Exons: 2
Coding region: 128-733 (201 amino acids)
Source: RefSeq, a predicted model, not a curated record
AUGCUUCAAGGAUUAGUAAGCCAUGAGUUUCUACAUACUCAGAUCAAUUUGACAACUAGUGUUGAAAUUGACAGUGUGCAUACGUAAUCCACCAAAUUAAAUUGUGCCAAAUUCGCUCAAAUUUGCAAUGCCGUCCGAAGCGAAGAAAACGGAGCUGUACUUGCUCUUGCUGCAAUCGUCCACAGCGCUGCUGAUCGCCUUGGUGAACACGUUACCAACCUUGCGUCACGACGUCCAGUUGACCAUCAAAAAGCGGCUGCUCAAGUUGGUCAAAACAUUAUGGGAAUUCCUGAAGGAUGAGGCAGUCGCACUGGAACACCACUCGGUGCUAGAUCAAAGCCACGGCUACACCGAUUUGAGCUUAGAAUUCCAGAGGGCAUCGGAGACAGAUGGGCGACCUCGCUACAGUCCGCUCAGCUCGACGAUGAUUGACAAGUCGGCGACCGAGGCCAUCGGCGGAACCCGUUUCCCCAUGAUACACCGGUUGCUGGCGGUGCUGGCACGUAACCCGGACGAAGAAGUGUUUGCCCGGACGGUGCAACCGUUCAUGCAUGCACCCAAUUUCCAGCGGCAACUGCGCCAAGAAAUGACCGCAUUCCGGCGGAUGCUUACCGACGACGACGCCUCGCUGUAUCUGGGUGAACCGGCGCUGACGCAACGGUUGGAUCGAAUGGAGCUGUCCAUGCGGCGCAUCAUGCUGCAGUUGAACGCGUUGAUUAAUAACGAUGGUUGAAGCGUUUGGAGCUCUUUGGCAAGCGCAGCGCCACGGUGCGGUGAUGAUGGGAAACUCUUGAUUCGUGCAAGGUUUGAGGAUAGGGAAACUGGUUGUUGAUGUCACGGAUGGUUUAGUUCACGUUUCGUAUCGCAAGAUGGCAUCUGUGGAAUGAAGAAGGCGCAUGCGUUCACAUCGAAACUUAUCCCGAGUGGAUGGGAAAGACAAAACAUAGUUCAAAUAAAUUUGUAUAUAUUUGUUAUAUUCAAAUCAACAUAUGAAUUAGCAGCCUUUGCAAAUAAUGAAUUU